Messenger RNA from Neocloeon triangulifer, 1078 nucleotides. Its product is annotated as V-type proton ATPase 21 kDa proteolipid subunit c''-like. Gene Ontology annotation, molecular function: proton-transporting ATPase activity, rotational mechanism. The transcript has 7 exons. The record is from RefSeq and is a predicted model, not a curated record. Gene Ontology annotation, biological process: proton transmembrane transport. Lineage: Eukaryota; Metazoa; Arthropoda; Insecta; Ephemeroptera; Baetidae. The coding region runs from base 123 to 761 and encodes 212 amino acids. Gene Ontology annotation, cellular component: proton-transporting V-type ATPase, V0 domain.
CGCGCACCUCCCGAACCCCGUCCGACUGUUUUGUGGAGAUAAAUCGAUCAGCCUCACUUUCAGCGGCUGAAUUGGCGAUUUCGGCCAAAAUUCGCCACAAUUUGACGCAUUAGGCAGCAGAAAUGUAUUCCACACUGCGAUCAACCGUUGCUUAUGUCUUCUUCGGCACACUGUCGGCAGCAUUGACGAUAAUAAUCCUCUACUAUGUGGUCACCGGCAAGGGAGAAAGAAUAAGCGUAGGAUGGUUCUUGGAGGACACAUCCCCACACAUGUGGUCGUCGAUCGGAAUUGGUCUGGCUGUAGCUCUGUCAGUCGUCGGAGCUGCCUUGGGCAUCCACACGACUGGUGUCAGUAUUGUGGGUGGAGGAGUCAAAGCACCCAGGAUCAAGACUAAGAAUUUGAUCUCAGUCAUUUUCUGUGAGGCUGUGGCUAUUUACGGAUUGAUCACAGCUAUUGUUCUUUCUGGAAUGCUCGAGGACUUUACUCAAGAUAAGCUUUUGGAAAAUGAAGCUCUUGUUUCAAUGAAUUGGUUCUCCGGUUACUUGAUGUUUGGUGCUGGUCUGAGCGUGGGACUUGUCAAUUUGUUCUGCGGAAUUGCUGUCGGCGUUGUCGGCUCUGGAGCUGCGCUUGCUGAUGCUGCCAAUUCUGCCCUUUUCGUCAAAAUUUUGAUUGUCGAGAUUUUCGGAAGUGCCAUUGGCCUCUUCGGACUUAUUGUUGGUAUUUAUAUGACUUCAAAGGUCAAGAUGGGCGACAAGUUGUAAAUUGUGAAGCACAAAUGUAUUUAAAUGCGAGUGAGCGAUAUAACUACACAACGUAGCUUUCAUGUUUCACAUUCGAAGCCACCUCUAGUCCGAAAUUGGAAAAACCUAACCAGAGGCCAUCGAUAUUCCAGAACAAGUUAAAAAGAUCAAUAUUUGAGCCAUAAAAUUGCAACAUUCCACUAUUACAUGUCUUAUCAAGUAACCAACAUUUCAAUUAUGCAUAAAUGUGUAUUAAAUGUGUAUAUCGUAUUAUAGAAAUUAUAUCGGGACACGUGUAAAUAAAAUGAUGAAUUAAUAAAGGUAGGAGUUAAAUGUUA